ACUCCAAAAAUCUCUGCUUCUUCCCUCGGGUGUCAAUUCUCUCGCUCUUAUCGUUCUUCUUUGAUCCUCUUUAAUGGCGUCUACCACCGCUUUAACUGCUCAGAUUCCGAACUUUCACAUUAUAAUUAACCGUAAAAGCCCUAGCCUAUCGUCAAUCUCGUUCUGCAAUAAAAUAAGCUCAAAUGCUGGUCCAAUUUCUAUACCAGCUUUAUCCUUGCCUGGAAGUAGAUCUCGUAACCCAAAAUCUUUUCAGGUUUACAGUUUAUUUGGCGGAAAGAAGGAUAAUAAUGAGAAGAAUGAUGAUGGCCAGUCAAAGGCAGGGAUUUUAGGAAAUAUGCAAAAUCUUUAUGAAACUGUUAAGAAGGCACAGAUGGUUGUUCAAGUCGAAGCAGUGCGUGUACAGAAAGAACUUGCCGUAGCUGAGUUUGAUGGUUACUGUGAAGGUGAACUAAUAAAGGUUACGCUUUCUGGAAACCAGCAACCUAUACGCACUGAGAUCACUGAGGCUGCAAUGGAGUUAGGACCAGAAAAGCUUUCACUAUUAGUUACAGAGGCAUACAAAGACGCACACCAGAAAAGUGUUCAGUCAAUGAAGGAGAGGAUGAGUAACCUUGCGCAGAGUUUAGGGAUGCCUCAAGGCCUUGGUGAGGGAUUGAAGUGACCAUACUAUUCCAUGGUGCUGGUGAUAUGCAAGCUUCAAUUUUGUAUAGUACUUGAGCAGAGGUGGUCUUUUACAAUGUUUUACCAUGCCAUCAGCAUCUGAUCAAAUGUACUCAUGGUUUAUGGGAUGGUAGAAGAUUCAGAUCCUGUAAUCUUUGUCUUUGUUACUGAAAUAAGCAGGUUAAUCUA
Molecule: messenger RNA, 849 nt
Organism: Macadamia integrifolia
Lineage: Eukaryota; Viridiplantae; Streptophyta; Magnoliopsida; Proteales; Proteaceae
Product: nucleoid-associated protein At4g30620, chloroplastic-like
Exons: 7
Coding region: 74-661 (195 amino acids)
Molecular function (GO): DNA binding
Source: RefSeq, a predicted model, not a curated record